This is a messenger RNA of Lotus japonicus, 869 nucleotides long. RefSeq names its product calcium-binding protein CML24-like. The coding region runs from base 245 to 664 and encodes 139 amino acids. NCBI's taxonomy places the organism in Eukaryota, Viridiplantae, Streptophyta, Magnoliopsida, Fabales, Fabaceae. Gene Ontology annotation, molecular function: calcium ion binding. The transcript has a single exon. The record is from RefSeq and is a predicted model, not a curated record.
ACUUUAUCACCACAACACGCGUCCUUGAUUCUUGUGGUCGAAAAUAUCCAGAUUCCUUCCCUUUUUGUUCACAACACCGCGUUUGCCUACCAUUAUUACUACCCAAAAUUCCCUUAAACUUGUCACCUAAUUAACGCGUUUUCCUGAGUUUACAAUCACUUUUCCUAUAAAAUCACGCGUCACGCAAAACCAACUGAACCAAACAGAACCGAACUCUCUUCCUUUCUUCUUCUUCUUCUCCGCCAUGGACAACGAGGUACGCGAGAUCUUCAAAAAGUUCGACAGGAACGGCGACGGGAAGAUCUCGUGUUCGGAGCUCAAGGACCUGAUGGCGGCGCUGGGAUCCAAGACGACGGCGGAGGAGGUACGCCGCAUGAUGGCGGAGCUCGACCGGAACGGCGACGGCCACAUUGAUCUGAAGGAGUUCGGCGAGUUUCACCGCGGCGGCGGCGGCGGAGAUUCGAAGGAGAUCCGGGAGGCGUUUGAGAUGUAUGAUCUGGACAAGAACGGGCUGAUUUCGGCGAAGGAGUUGCACUCGGUGAUGAAGAAAUUGGGGGAGAAGUGCUCGCUUGGUGAUUGCCGGAAAAUGAUCGGAAACGUGGAUGUCGACGGUGAUGGAAAUGUGAAUUUCGAAGAGUUCAAGAAGAUGAUGAGUCGCUCCUAGUCAUAGAUAGUAGGUAGAUGGUUAUUAGUUAAGGAUUUAACUUGCUUAUUUAUUGAAUUCCAGUGUAAUAAUCUGAUCAUUUCAUCAAGAGUUUGAUUGCUGUGCACUUCAACUAUAAAAAAAAAUGUUUUGCACAGUAGAAUUUAUCAAUUUAGUAUAUUAUUACUAUAUUAUAAUUAAUAUGAUUUACGAAAUUGUUAUUGUA